AUGAUUUCUGUCAUUUUGAACAACAUUUCUGAUAUUGAAAAUGGAUAUGUUAUUCAAGUCCCAUGUUCUAAAGAUCAAUCUACGAAUCAAUUUUUGGUGGAGGCAAUUAAAUGUCUUCAAAAUGAUUUAAAUUACACUAAAAGUAUAAGUUUGGAAUUGGUGGAAAUACUGUUUAGCGAUGGACAACCUUGUAAAGAGAGAUAUAUAUGUGAAGAUGAAUAUCCAUAUGUCAUCAAGAAGCUGUGGCCACAACCAAUUAAUCAGCCUUCUUCUUACAAAUAUGAAUUUGUUUUGAGACCUAAAACUCAAAACUAUAUUACUUACAACUCAUUAAAUACAAGAAAAAAGGACAAAUAUUUGACUGGUUUAAUGACAACACGAAGAACACGUGACUAUCAAGACCUAUGCAAUCUUCCAGAGUUAAAUGAAAUAACUUUACUGGACAAUUUAAAACGACGAUUUUUGAUGAAUAAUAUAUACACCUUCAUUGGGUCAAUCCUGAUAUCCAUAAAUCCUUUCCAUUACUUUCCAAUUUAUAAUCCUAAAGAUAUUGAAUUAUAUCAAAACAAGAAGUUGGCUGAUCUUCCACCACACGUGUUUGCCAUAGCAGAUGCAGCAUAUUACAACAUGAUGACGACAAAAACUAAUCAAUGUAUUGUAAUUUCUGGGGAAUCUGGUUCCGGAAAGACCGAGAACUCCAAUUUUCUUCUUCACCAUCUUUCAGCUUUGAGUCAAAGAAACUUUUAUAGUAAUGGAAUAGAAAAAAAUAUUACUGGUGUUGGACCUGUUUUAGAGGCAUUUGGAAAUGCAAAAACUGUUCAUAACAACAAUUCAAGUCGAUUUGGAAAGUUUGUUCAAGUGACAUACAGGGAAGAUGGAACUGUUUCUGGAACAUUUGUUUACAGAGCCACAGUGGAGAAAUAUCUUUUAGAAAAGUCAAGAAUUGUAUCCCAAGCCCCCAACGAAAGGUUUUUGUUUAUAAAGUAUUUUAUUUUUUUGUUAUUGAAUGAUUACCCUUGGCUAUCGAUGGAUGCGGAGCACGAGAUCAACGAGUUUGAUCGUUUGAAGAAUGCCAUGACAGCUGUUGGAUUCACUGCUGGCAUACAACAGAGGUUGUUCACAGUACUGUCUGCUAUUUUAAACAUUGGCAACAUUGAGUUUAAAAAGCAGAUAGAGGCAGGCCGUCAUGAUGAAAGUACUUCAAUCUCCAACAUGAAGCAGCUUCAAAUUGUGUCAAAUCUCUUAAAAGUGACAGAGAAAUCUUUGUUAGAAGCUCUUACAAAGAGAAGAACAAUGGCUGGAGGAGAAACAGUUGUCAUGGCAAACAAGAUUGAUGAGGCUGUGUCAACUCGAAAUGCAACGGCGAAAUGUUUGUACAAUGCUCUCUUUGACUGGAUUGUCUAUCAAAUUAAUGCUGUUCUCCUCGCUAAACAUGAUCUUUCCAAACUCAUGCGUAAAUACAUCGGAGUCCUUGAUAUUUUUGGAUUUGAAGAUUUCCAAUUCAACAGUUUCGAACAAUUCUGCAUAAAUUAUGCCAAUGAGAAUUUGCAUUUUUAUUUUAACCAGCAUAUAUUCAAGUUGGAACAAGAGGAGUAUAUAAAGGAAGGCAUAUAUUGGGAGAACAUAGAGUUCAUUGAUAACACUGGUUGUUUGGAUCUCUUCAAUAAGAAACCUUCUGGUCUGUUACAUCUCCUCGAUGAAGAAUCCAACUUGCCGUGCGGGUCGAAUGAAAUUUUGCUGGGCAAGUUCCACGCAGCCCACCAAAGCAAUGCAUAUUAUGACGUUCCACACAGGAAGCAGAACGCCUUCAUUAUAUUACAUUAUGCCGGCAAAGUCAAGUAUUACAUACAGGAAUUUCGUGAGAAAAACACAGAUCUUAUGCGGAAUGAUGUCGUGAUGCUGUUGAAGAGCAGUAAAAUGGAAUUCAUUAGAGAGCUCGUCGGUCAGAACGUCGUGGCGAUAAUGCGGUGGGCCAUGUUGAGAAUCUUCUUCAAGGCCUUCUUUGCUUUCAUGGGCAUCGCCAGCAAAUGCAUAUCUGAAAGAGACAGCAGAGUUGCUACAGGUUUUCCUGCAAAUUCAAAAUCCUGCCUCAUGAAGAAUAGGAAGAAUGAAAGAUUAGAAAAAGCCGACAGUUUUUGCAGAACCACAUUUGAUGUACUUUCUAUGUGCCUUCAUGAGUUUCACCUGGUCUAUUUUUUCUUUAUGCUAAUAGAAAAGUUUGGUCAUGACAUGUGUGACAUUCCAACUCGUAACGAAAAAAAUCAAAACGUACAAGCCGAGGAUAAACACAUGCAGGAAGUGAAAGCGUUCCAACACUCUAAAUUACCUCUAUCUAGUCGAAGCAGCAAAUCGAAAAACAAGCCUCCAAGCAUCAGUGCCCAGUUCCAUAACUCGUUGAUGCUGUUGACGGACACGUUGAACCAAGCCACCCCAUUCUUCAUCAGGUGCAUCAAAUCCAACCAAGACAAGGCUGCAAAAGUGUUUGAUGACGAGUUGGUGGAACGACAGCUGAGGUACACAGGCAUGUUGGCCACAGUCAAAAUCAGGCAGUCUGGAUACAACUACAGAUUAUCCAUCGAAGACUUUGUCUACUCAUUCCAUGUAUUGCUGCCUAAUGGCAAACGGAGUACUAAAGAAGAUAUCAACAAAUAUCUUAAUCAGCUCAGCAUUAAUAAGAAGAACUUUCAAAUUGGUCACACAAAGGUGUUUCUCCGUGAAGCAGAAAAAAUUUACUUAGAAGAGUUGCUACAUGAAGCCUUGCUAAAGAAGAUUGUAAUAAUCCAACGAUGGUUUAAAAUGCUUUGGAGUAGGAAAGUUUUUCAAAAAGUCAACCUGUCAAUUAUUCUCACACAGAGCUACAUGAGAGGUCAUCUGGCGAGAAUCAGGUUUUCUCAAUUAAGACUUCAGUGGUCUGCCAGUGUCCUCAUCCAGUCGUUUUUCAAGAUGCACUUUGCAAAGAAGAAAUAUCUACGAGCAAUUAAGAUGCAUGAAUGUUUAUUGAGAACGUGUAAAAUGUACCUGGCUCAACAAAAUCUUAAAAAGCAUAGUGCUCUUCAUUUUCAAUUUCUGCAACAAAACACCACUGCCAGUGACAAUAGAACAGAGACUGAUUGUUCAGACAGGAGCGGUAAAGAUCAUCUGUUGAUAGCUGCAAAUGAGGGCGAAGGAGAUAGUUGCAACGUACUGCACCCCGCUGGGCCAUCAUAUUCAAAGGACGACUUCCUUGAUAUUAUCCGAAGUUCUGAUCCUAGCAUAAAAUCAAAUGACAACGUCGACGAUCAGAGAGAAGGCUUAAGUCGCAUUUUAUUUGUGAACUCAAAGAAUCCAAGCAGGGAAUCAUACGAUAUUGCAUACAACACUGGUAGAUUUGCAAAUGAAGCAAGGAGGAAGAAAAAGAAGAAUCAUUUCAUUGAGGAUCACGAUGCAGUUGAUGCAGUUGCGAGUGAGAAUGAAACAACGAUCAUAGAGGACAUUUAUGAGAACGAAGUGGACUGCAGAUUGUCGUCCUUGAACGACUUGCACUCCUACGAUCCCCAUGCAUCCUUCACCAGCCAGCACGAACGCCAGAGAAAUGACAUGCACGAUGUAGCAAUGGAGGGUGACAAAAUUAGCGCUUCUGUGAAGAUGCAACACGGUCUUUCACAUUUAACUCGGCAUUCAAUAAAUGACCCUUCUGAAAAUGAAACAAAUAAGACCUCUUCUCAGGCCGGUCCUGCAGAUGUGGAAGUCUUAGUUGUGCCAGCUAUAGAACAUGUGAACAAUUACGAUGGCAACGACUCACAAGAUGUCUUCGUUAUCAGCAGUGCGUUCCAAGAAAAGCAUGUGAAAGCUCCUCUGGCUGAUGAAGAAAACUUCAAUGAUGAUGAUCUGGUUGCUUUAACGGGCGAUAACGAUUUGGACUGUGAGGUUAAAAUAGUGUCGAUUGAUGAUGAUGACGAAGACGGCGAAGUAACUGAAAGCGUUAAUGUCAGCACACAUCCCAGUGAAAACUUACCUCAACACAAUCUUUUUUCAGAUCCUAUCGGAAGUUUGAAUGAAAAGUUAUCAGUCGCCUUCAUGAAAAAUGAAAAGUCAAAAGUGAAGCCUUCCAGAAGUAGGAAGUUGUCGGUCGUGAAGCAGAGGCAGGAACAAAAGAUGAGUUGGAAUGUUGCAGGCACCAUGCAGUGGAAGUAUCCACUUGAUCUUGUCAUUGAAAAUCUCAAAGAACUCAGACAAUUCGAACAUCAUCUUUCUAUCAAGAAAUUGAACACGUACAAGUUAAACAGAGAGAGAGGAGGCAAGAAAGAAAACAUCAUAGAUGAAAUAUUCAAAUCAACUCUUAACGAAUUCCAUAAUAAUCUACUUACUCAAAUAUCUACUGCCAAAGAGUCGUCCGCCUCUGAGUACGUGGUGUUCAGUUACGAAAGGUUGAUGAAGCUGGUUGAAGAGAUAUUGCGAGUGAAGAGUAGAAACAAAUUUGAAGACGAUAACGACUUCCCUCACACCUUUUUCAUUAAUGCAUUCAGAGGAUUCUUGGAUGAGUUUAUCAAAAAGAAGGAAAAUAAGGAACUGCCUGACAUCAAAUUCAAAAACGUUUUUAAAAAGUCCAAAAAGGAAUCUAUAUUUGAACACAUGGAACACAAGUUUCUUCUGAUUCAGUUCGGUAUUGCCACAUUCUGUGAAUGUUGUCAAGGCAAACUGUGGGUCCUUGAGAAGGGUUACACGUGCAAAGUUUGCAUGUUGACGAUACAUAGAAAGUGUUACUCGAAGUUGAACAGCAAGUGCAGCAAAAGCUCUGACGCUGCUUCUUUAGUUGCCAGGAAAGGUCAUAAGAUCAUAGGUUCUCCUUUGAGCCUGUUGAUGCAAUCACUAGUCGACAUUCACAAGGUUCAUCCACUGAUAGACAGGUUGAUAUCUACCAUUGAGAUGGACGGCUUGUAUACGGAAGGUCUUUACAGGAAAGUCGGACUGGAGUCUGCUACAAAAAAACUCAUUGCUGACAUCAAUUCAAAUGCAGCAGAGCAAGUUGACUUCUCAAAUCAGUCCAUUCAUGUGCUGACUUCUGUUUUGAAAACUUUCUUCAGAGAGAUGCCUGAACCUCUUCUCACGUUUGAAUUCUAUAAAGAUUUCAUCAGAUUUGCUGAUAUUGAAGAUGAAAACGAUAGGACGGUAGCUUUAUAUUCACUGGUUGAUAAAUUGCCACCAAUCAAUCAUGCCUUCCUAGAAAGACUCAUUUUUCAUCUGGCCAAGGUAGCGUUGCAGCAGGAGUACAAUCGCAUGUCUGCCGAGGGCCUUGCCAUCAUAUUCGCCCCGAGCAUCUUACGAACCUCCCAGCAGCUUCCCAUGCAAGAAAGUUUGCUCCAUGUUCCUCGUCAGAGCUUAUGUGUGGAGUGCCUGAUAACAUCUCAAAUGCGAAAGACCCAGUCAACGUUGAGAUACAUCGAGGACAUCAACAAAGACACCAUCGAUGUCAACAAUAAGAUCGCCACUCUCAAAGCCAACGGGAAGAGGGUCUCAACUGAAGAUUUGAAAGUGGAAGAUGAUUUGAACUCGUCCAUCUCAUCCGACGAGCUGACCACACUGACUCACAAGAUGAAGACGCUACAAAGAAAAAAGCAAGUGCUGACCGCGGCCUUGUCGUCCAUGCCAUGUCACAGGAGUCUCAUUGAUGAUGGCCUGCAGUCGUCUGAAGAUCUUGAUAGCAUGGUCGGUGACGAAGAUGCCAGCAGCUGCAGUUUAGGCAUAUAUGAUAAUAUAUCUCAAUAUUCUGAUACUGAUAGCGUUACUUACGCACAAUGACAAAACCGUCUCUUAUGCUGUUUACAGUCUUUUGCCGAUGCAAUCAUGGGAUUGCCCAGAAACUCCACCUGGAUUGUUUUAUUCGUACACAAUAACUCCACCUUGAUUAUUUCAUUCAUACAGUUUUAUGAUAGUUUUUUUUUGUUAAGCGAUGCAUAAAUACAAAAACGCACGCACACACACUUACGUACGUACAUACAUACAUUCAUGUAUAAUGUAUUCCUAUAAUUUUUCGCUUAUUUUCAUUCCACAAUGUUUAUGUACAUAACCAAUGUAAACACUUCAUUUUCUAACGUUUUUUCUAAUUUUACAUUAUGUUUUUACAAGUAUACACAAUUGUCUUGUAUAUUAUAUAUAUAUAUAUAUAUAUAUAUAUAUAUAUAUUAAUUAAUGCAGUAAUUUAUGUAACAUACCAAAUUUUUAGUGUUGGGGAGAGUUUUUUUAUUGCGUUUCUCAAUAUUUCUGACCGAAUUCUUGUCGUCAUCAUUUAUUUUAUUAAAAUUAGAAUAAUAUACAGUUUUCCAAUUCAUUUUCGACAGAUUGAAAAAUCGAAAUAGGCCCUAUACACUCGAGAAUGAUUUGAAAAACUUUAUAUUAUUCUAACUUUAAUAAAAAUCUAUAAUGACAAGAAUUUGGUUAGAAAUAUUUAGAAAUGUAAUAAAUAAAAACUAUCCAACGCGGGAAAUAUGUUAGAUUUCAUAAAUUACUGCAUAUAUAUAUAUAUAUAUGCAUACGUAUGUGUUAUGUAUAUAUAUAUAUAUAUAUAUAUAUAUAUAUAUAUAUAUACGUUGAUGUGUGCGUUCGUACAAUCUUCUACACAAAGCUUAUUAAAAUGCCUUAACAAUUUAUAUACAAAUGAUUUUGCAAUUUGUGAUAAAUCACUUUUUAAUUAAAA
Molecule: messenger RNA, 6673 nt
Organism: Helobdella robusta
Lineage: Eukaryota; Metazoa; Annelida; Clitellata; Rhynchobdellida; Glossiphoniidae
Exons: 42
Coding region: 1-5778 (1925 amino acids)
Biological process (GO): intracellular signal transduction
Cellular component (GO): myosin complex
Molecular function (GO): ATP binding; microfilament motor activity; GTPase activator activity
Source: RefSeq, a predicted model, not a curated record